Ruditapes philippinarum (Manila clam) is the source of this 2827-nucleotide messenger RNA. Its product is annotated as transmembrane emp24 domain-containing protein 7-like. The transcript is spliced from 3 exons. Gene Ontology annotation, cellular component: Golgi apparatus; endoplasmic reticulum; COPII-coated ER to Golgi transport vesicle. The coding region runs from base 129 to 770 and encodes 213 amino acids. The record is from RefSeq and is a predicted model, not a curated record. Gene Ontology annotation, biological process: intracellular protein transport; Golgi organization; endoplasmic reticulum to Golgi vesicle-mediated transport. Lineage: Eukaryota; Metazoa; Mollusca; Bivalvia; Venerida; Veneridae.
AAUUGUAGUGACACCGUUUGCCACGCUGGAGGCCGCCAUCUUGGAAUAACAAACCGGCAAUAUUGGUUUCUAACAAAAACAAACCGUAUUUUUUAGUUUUAUAGACAAAUUAUCCAUCUAUUUCAAGUAUGGAGCAUAUAUUUUACAUAUUGCCAUUGAUCGCUGUGUGUAUAUGUGUCUCAUAUGCAGGAGAAAUGACAUUUGAGCUCCCAGAUAAUGAAAAACAAUGUUUUUAUGAGAUGAUCGACAAGGAUGUAGAAUGCACACUUGAAUUUCAGGUUAUAACUGGAGGUCAUUAUGAUGUAGACAUGGAACUUACAGAUCCCUAUGGUAAAUCUCUAUACAAAGAUGUGAAAAAACAAUAUGACAGUUACACAUGGACAACAGAUUCAAAGGGGGUCUACAAGUUCUGUUUUAGCAAUGAGUUUUCGACGUUUACACACAAAGUUGUAUACUUUGACCUGGAAGUGGGAGAUGAAGACCCCCUCGCGAAGAAAGAGGGAGGUGACGCACACGCCACUGCUAUGACAAUGAUGGAGACGGCGGGACACACAAUGUACGAGAGCCUUAGUGACAUUCUUGACGAUCAAACACACUUCAAGUUACGUGAGGCACAGGGUCGCAUAUUUGCGGAGGAACUCAACAAGCGUGUGAUGUACUGGUCAAUCGGAGAGUCAAUUGCGGUGCUUAUAAUUGGUAUAGGACAGGUGCUCGUACUGAGAAGUUUUUUCACUGAAAAGAAAAUGUCUGGCAUGCCAAAUGCUCAUUAACAAACGAAUGGUUUCCGGCUUGCCUGUUACUCAUUAACGAACGAAUUGUUUCCGGCUUGCCUUUUGCUCAUUAAUGAACAAAUGGUUUCCGGCUUGCAUUUUGCUCAUUAAUGAAUAAAUGGCUUCCGGCUUGCCUUUUGCUCAUUAAGGGAUGAAUGAUUUCCGGCUUGCCUUGUUCUCAUUUAUGAACGAAUGGUUUCCGGCUUGCCUUUUGCUCAUUAACGAAUGGUUUCCGGCUUGCCUUUUGCUCAUUAAUGAACGAAUGGUUUCUUGCUUGUCUAUUGCUCAUUAAUGAACGAAUGAUUUCCGGCUUGCCUAAUACUCAUUGAUUUGAUUAAAAAAUAUUCGAACAAAUUUGAGAUGUACGAAUGAAUUAAUUGGUUUACAUUGGAUAAAUCUCUACAAACCUUUAUUACAGCACUAUUUUUAUUGACAAGUAAAAAUUAUUGUUCACACCAUUUAAGAUUUUAUUCACAAAUCACUAUUUUAACAUUGUUAUUGUAGCCUGAAUAAAAGGUGACAUCAUUUGCUUGUUUGACAGAUUUAAACAACAGUUGUUUCGAAUUUUUGUUCACUUUGGAAAAAAUAUAUAUAUCUAUGUGUGUACACCAUUGUAGAUACGAUGCCUUAAUGACUUGUAUAUGUAAAAGAUAUUUCUAUUAUCUUUGUCUAGUGUACACCAGCAUUUAAUUUCGGUUAUAAGGCAAUGUAGAUUUUUCUCUUAAAAUUCUUAGAAGAAAAAAAUGUUGUAUAUAAGUACGAAUAUGUACGAAUUAAGAGCUUUAUUUAGUUUAAAUUUACAUAUAUAGUGUUUUGCCUUGUUACAAAGGCCUGUUUUAUCUAGUCAACUUUUGUUCAUAUGUCACGUUAGUAUAGUAAUAUGAUUAAUGUGGUUUCUUAUUCAUUAUGUACAUGUAUAGGUUAGUGUUUCUUUGUAAGCAUUUUACAAAAUCAUAUUGUACAAGAUCGGCAUAUUUUGAUAAAUGCAAACUAACGAACAUUAUUCAAAUUGAGUGACAAUAUACCCAUUCUUGGUCAGUGAACAGAUAACAAAAGUAACUUGACAUUUUGCCAUCAUUGUGUUCAAUUUAAAUUUUUUCUAUCAAUAAUCCGCUGGACAGAUGGAAAUUCCUAUAAAUAACACGCAGAAUGUAUUCUUUAAAAGAAAGGGGACAAUCUUCUUAUGAUUUAGGUAGCUUUUAUACUGCAUUAUAAAUGUAUUUUUUUCUUUUCUUAAUUUCUUCUUCAUUUAUUGGCCAGUAACCAUUACUAGUAAUACUAGUAAUAGCCAAUCUUUUUAAAUAUAUAUUGCUAAAUCAAUUCAGCAACACAUCUUGUCAUUGACAGCGAAAUGAGUAUAAUGUUCGUCAAUUACAAGAUCGAUAAAUGAUCAGCCGAUCUAUCAAAGUAAAUGUAAAUACACAUGUACUCCAAUCUCACUGGGCUAAAAAAGUUUCAGUCACUAAAUAAUAUAAAUAAAUGUUCUUUUUUAUAUUUUUAUAUAUACGUUAGUACUCAUAAGUAAGCAAUAUCAAAUUAUAAUUCGGGCAAUAACAGCGGAAAUUUAGUGUUUGAAAUUUUUUUUUACAAGCAGUCCAUUUAUUACUACACUUUUUAAUAUCCGAUUUAUUAAGUCAAUGUGUUACGAUUAAUUUGAAAUACUGCAAUCCUAUUGGACAAAUAUAAUUUCAAACACUUAUGGCUUUUAUAUCGUGUAUUAAUGUUUAUUUUUAGAUUUUAAAUAAAUUUUAGAAUUGUAGAAAAAAAUAGUUACAAAAUAACUUACUUAGCAGAAUUUUUAUAUAGAUAUAUUGAAGUUGAUACUUUUACUGUACAAUUCUUCGAUCUCUUCUACCAGGAUAAACUUCACGUACUGGCAUACCAGUUUAUGUAUGUACUUAUGUUCAGAAAACAGUGUAAUUGUCAGAUCAAACAAUGGGUAUAUUUCUUUUCUUUGUGUUUCAAUACAUACUUUCUGGGAAUACGUAAAAGAUACUUUAUAAUAUACCAUUGUCUUGAACAUAUUUAUAUCUGUAAAUAAAGUAAAUAAUUGGUUU